Penicillium canariense is the source of this 861-nucleotide messenger RNA. RefSeq lists its product as uncharacterized. Bases 1 to 861 code for a protein of 286 amino acids. The record is from RefSeq and is a predicted model, not a curated record. The transcript has a single exon. Lineage: Eukaryota; Fungi; Ascomycota; Eurotiomycetes; Eurotiales; Aspergillaceae.
AUGGGCGCGGUCUUAUGCCGAUCACACCAGGAGCCUCUUUCAGAGUCCCCCAAGCACCUUUUCCAGGACAGAGACAAACGACUUGAAAAACCAGAUGAACCAUUACUGAAGAGUGAAGAGAUGGCGCAUUUACUGAAAUAUCCGGUCUUCAACUUUGAGGACUACACUCGCCAUGAGUCCAUUUACAAGGACCUAGCGGAGUUCUUCGGGAAGCAAACAGAGCACCGCCCACCAUCCCUUGACGACCCAGAGCUACUGGAUGCGUACCCAGAAGAUGCCGUCUCUCCUCAACUAGACAGGUAUCACGCCGAAACUCUUCAUGUGGAGAUGAUCCAAUGCCUUCUAUCAAGUAUGACUUUACUGAACCACACCGAACAAUCAAAAAUAUUCGAAGAACAGACCGGGACUGUCGAAGAGCCCUUGAAGAAAAUCACCGUUGUGUGUCUAGGGUCAUUCUACCCCGAAACCAUCACCUUGCCACGCAAUCCGAAGAAUGCACACAAAACACUUCUUUUGAAACAAGCCAUACCCCGAUCCAAGGAUUCCGUGUGGCGCUCAUGCUCUCCGUUGAUGAAUCGCAUUCUCGAGAUCAUGCAUUCGUUCUCUGGUCAGCCAAAUCAUUACGACGAGCAAUAUCCCACCCCACCUCCUCCCCUGCAGAUCUUCCAGUACAUCUUACGCAAGUACCUCGGACUUCGAUUUUCAGAGGAUGCAUUUGAGCGAGAGGAUCUUGAUGCACCACAUCACCUCUUCGUGCAUCAUCUAGAGAUGGGACAACUUUUUUUGGAUGGGUGGCCUCAAGUGGUCCCAACACUAUUUGAUUUGGACGACGGUACCGAAUAUGAAGCGUAUUAUGCCUAA